UCUUUCUUUCUUUCUUUCUUUUUUCUUUUCUUUUUUUCGGAGCUGGGGACCGAACCCUGGGUCAGCCUGCUUUCUUAUAGAACUCAGGACCACCUGCCCAGAGAUGGCACCACCCACAAUGUGCUAUCCCCCACCCCCCACCAAGAAAAUGCCUUACAGCCAGAUCUUAUGGUGGCAUUUUCUCAAUUAAGGUUCCUUCCUUUCAGGCAGCUCUAAGAACUCUAGUUUGUGGGUCAAGUUGACGCAAGACUAGGCAGCACAGUGUAUCCGUGCCAUCACAUUCGUGUGGAGUUCCGAAGAAAUCGUUAACACCCCUGGGACUGGAACUCACGGACGUCUGUGAGCUUCAAUGUGGCUGUGAGAACCUGAACUGGGGCCUCCACAAGAGCAGCCUGUGCUCUUACUGCCGAGCCAUUGCAGCAGGCUCGCAUCAGAGUUUUAAAACGUUAAAAUUAGCUGGGUGUGACUCAUACCUUUAUAAUCCUAGCAUUUGAAAGUAGAGCUAAGAGGAACAGGAAUUCAAGGCCAGCUCUUGCCUACAGAGCCACUUCUGUCCUAGAUGGGCUACAAGAAACCAUUUGAAACCCAUCCAAACAACAAUAACUACAGCAACAACGUUAAAAUUAGGCUGGGCACAGGGUACACACCUUUAAUGCCAACACUCAGGAGGCAGAGGCAGGCUGAUCAGUGUGAGUUCAACCUAGUCUACAGAGGGAGUUCUAGGCCCUCUCUGCUCUCCCCACCUCUCUCUCUCUCUCUCUCUCUCUCUCUCUCUCUCUCUCUCUCUCUCACACACACACACACACACACACACACACACACACACACACACACACAUUUAACUUACUGGUAGCAUUAUGUGAUUUUUAAACUGUUAUCAAUAGACAUCCAAGGAGGUCAAACUUCAAUGACAAUCUCUCCAUGAUAACGCAGAUAGUAGUCUAACUUCACUCAGAACUAACCCUCAAAGCACACAUCCUCUAGACAACGUGCCCACUAGUAGUCCCAUUACUCAGGAGGCUGAAGCAGGAGGAUGAAUGGUUACCGCUUCAGCCACAUAGGGAGACAGGCAGGGAACAAUCUCAAUCCCUACGUUCUCCUAAACGGGAGCAGUAGGUCAGGAAGGGUGUGAAGGCCUUUUCCUAAUCUCAGGAUCGACUUGCUCAGGCAGCGCAAAGGUCUCCAGUGGAGAAGUCUCCACACACGCAGAAUCCAAGGCGAUGACGUCAUCAAAGGGUUAAUUCUAGGCUGGGAUGGGGGGAGGGCGGGGCACGCAGCUGUCAGGUGGCUUCGGAAAAAUAAACUGCUGGGAGUCCUGGGAGGGACAAGAGAUUACCCACCCAGAGUGUGCCCCACAAAACAUGAGCGCUUGUCCACAUUUGAAGUCAUCACACACUCCUUGCCUGAAUUCUUUGCAGACGGGGACGAUCCGGAGCUCAACUUUCAAAAGACAGACGCCCCAACAAGCCUGUUUUGAGAAGUUCUUCAGCUGCUCACCUCAUGGGCCAGACGGCCCUGGCAAGGGGCAGCAGCAGCACCCCUAGCUCGCACGCUCUGUACUCUGACUUAUCUCCUCCCGAGGGCUUGGAGGAGCUCCUGUCCGCACCCCCUCCUGACCUAGGGGCCCAACGACACCACGGCUGGAACCCCAAGGAUUGCUCCGAGAACAUCGAUGUCAAGGAAGGGGGACUGUGCUUUGAGCGGCGCCCUGUGGCCCAGAGCACUGAUGGAGUCCGGGGAAAGAGGGGCUAUUCGAGAGGCCUGCAUGCCUGGGAGAUCAGCUGGCCCCUGGAGCAAAGGGGAACACACGCCGUGGUGGGCGUGGCCACCGCCCUCGCCCCGCUGCAGGCUGACCACUACGCGGCGCUUUUGGGCAGCAACAGCGAGUCCUGGGGCUGGGAUAUUGGGAGGGGAAAAUUGUAUCAUCAGAGUAAGGGCCUUGAGGCCCCCCAGUACCCAGCCGGACCUCAGGGUGAGCAGCUAGUGGUGCCAGAGAGACUGUUGGUGGUUCUGGACAUGGAGGAGGGAACUCUGGGCUACUCUAUUGGGGGCACGUACCUGGGACCAGCCUUCCGUGGACUGAAGGGGAGGACCCUUUAUCCCUCUGUAAGUGCUGUUUGGGGACAGUGCCAGGUCCGCAUCCGCUACCUGGGCGAAAGAAGAGGUGAGAUCUGGACUAGGUGUGUGUGGGGGGCAGGGAGGAUACCACUUUUGACAAUGGGUUGGGGUGGAAACUCGUGGUCGGACCACAGGAAAUGGGCUUCAAGUCACUUAGGUGGCCUUGGCUCUAGCUUCACUUCCAGAAAUUCAGAGCUUUUGGGUCUCCCUUAGCUAGGGUGGAGGUGGAGAGAGAGUUUGAGGAUGUCUGGCGGGAGUUGCUUGCUUACCCUGUCUUCCUUCUCUGUCUCAGCGGAGGAACCACAAUCCCUUCUGCACCUGAGCCGCCUGUGUGUGCGCCAUGCUCUGGGGGACACCCGGCUGGGUCAAAUAUCCAGUCUGCCAUUGCCCCCUGCCAUGAAACGCUAUCUACUCUACAAAUGACCCUGUGGCACAGGGUGUGCUGGCACCCUACCGUGGGGACAGGUGGAGAGGCACUGCUGGCCUAGACAACUUAAAAGCUGGAGCUGAGGGAAGGAGGCUGGACCCCUUCACUACCCCUUUUCACAGGAACAAGACAUAGAAAUGAUACUAUAGGCUGUGGCAGCUUUGGACAAAAGGUUUUUGAAGUAAAAAAAAAAUGAGAUAUAUUGUCACA
Rattus norvegicus (Norway rat) is the source of this 2755-nucleotide messenger RNA. The record is from RefSeq and is a predicted model, not a curated record. Lineage: Eukaryota; Metazoa; Chordata; Mammalia; Rodentia; Muridae.